ACAACAACGAGCGACAAUUUAUUGCAAUGGCAUCCUCGAUUCCGAAGAACUAUGUUGAAAUCAACUCCAAGAUUGAAGUGAAGCAGUGCGAGGUCCUGAACGCAACUUCACCAGCGGCGCUCAAGUCAAUUCUCGAGAACACCGGUACUCCACUCGAGUCAGACGUCGAUGAGCAGCUCCUGAUUCACAUUCCUUUCCAAAAUGCCGUCAAAGUACACACUAUCGUGCUCAAGACAGCGGCAGCACACAAGGACCGUGCGCCAAACUCCAUCAGAGUUUACGCCAAUUUGCCGCACACUCCAUCUUUCGACGACGUGGACAACAUCACCGCUGCGCACAUUGUCUCACCCGACGAUGUUGAAUAUGUGGAGGAGAAGGGCAAGGGGUUAAAGGCAACGGUGGGAUUGCGAUUCGUCAAGUUUCAGAAUGUGAACACCCUCACCAUGUUCGUUGAGGGUAAUGUUGGCGAUGAGGAGAGUACGCGAUUGGACGGUCUGACUAUCAUCGGUGACGCUGGAGAGACGACCGAGAUGAAGGACCUGAAGAAGAUUGGAGAUGAGGAGGCUCUUGCUGCACCCCCGCAGAAGGCAUAGAGGCGUGGAGAGGGUAUACUGGCAAGAGAUGUGGUGAACUUAAUAAAGCACAGUUCUCGGAGAUGCAACUGGCGGAUGGCUGCUCAAGCGACUUGAAAAAGAAGGACAUCUGUAUACCAAUGGCAGGCAUAAACAAGAGAAUUUACCGCGU
Saitoella complicata NRRL Y-17804 is the source of this 744-nucleotide messenger RNA. Its product is annotated as DUF1000-domain-containing protein. The coding region runs from base 27 to 593 and encodes 188 amino acids. The record is from RefSeq and is a predicted model, not a curated record. The transcript has 3 exons. NCBI's taxonomy places the organism in Eukaryota, Fungi, Ascomycota, Saitoellomycetes, Saitoellales, Saitoellaceae.